Messenger RNA from Schistosoma turkestanicum, 675 nucleotides. NCBI's taxonomy places the organism in Eukaryota, Metazoa, Platyhelminthes, Trematoda, Strigeidida, Schistosomatidae. The record is from the annotation of a GenBank genome assembly.
CAAACAUUCAUAUUCUCUCUUGUACACUUUCACUAAUCAACAUUCAUCAACAUGAUGAUCGUUAAAAUGAUUAUGUUGUUGUGUUUAGCACAAUGUUUGGUGUGUGAAGAGCUGUUGAUAUCGGAACCAGAAACACAAAACAACCUGACAGAUCAAGUUACUGAAGGAACAGACGAGGUAUCAAGUGAAACGAAGAAUAUGAAUGAAACGACUGACACGACGACGACUACUAAACAGGAUCCACAAUCGGACGAGUGCGAUGAUGGAGGUUUUCUCAGUUUCCUUAUAACUCUUAUUUACUGGGUUAUCCAAAACUUGUUUUCCUUUGGACAAGAACAAACUCCAGAUACCAAUGUUACUACGCAAUCUUGAAAUGAGCUUCAUGAAGUUCACGAUAUUCAUUUAAUUACAUCAGUCAAACAAACUGGUGUAUUUUGUUGAAAAGAUUUUUUACGUAUACAUCAACGAACUAACGUAUUUUUUUUAUCAAUAAUCCAUAUUAUUUUCGUAUGUAAUUCAUCAUUUUCAUUGUUCAAUUAUGCUAUGUUAAAUGUACCACAUUGAUUAGCAUUUUCAAUUGUUUUAUGUAGAUGGUUUGUUUAUUGUCAAUGAUUAGCUCAUUUAAUCAAUUUACACUGAAAUAUUUUGAUUAAGACAAUAAAUACAGUAAAUUUA